Messenger RNA from Tuber melanosporum (Perigord truffle), 1578 nucleotides. RefSeq lists its product as uncharacterized. The transcript is spliced from 2 exons. Gene Ontology annotation, molecular function: MAP kinase kinase activity; ATP binding. NCBI's taxonomy places the organism in Eukaryota, Fungi, Ascomycota, Pezizomycetes, Pezizales, Tuberaceae. Gene Ontology annotation, biological process: MAPK cascade; cellular hyperosmotic response; protein phosphorylation. The record is from RefSeq and is a predicted model, not a curated record. The coding region runs from base 1 to 1041 and encodes 346 amino acids.
AUGGCUAUGAAAGAAAUCCGACUUGAGCUCGACGAAAACAAGUUUGCACAAAUCAUUAUGGAGCUAGACGUUCUCCAUCGCUGCCUUUCGCCCUUUAUCAUAGAUUUCUAUGGUGCCUUCUUCCAGGAGGGCGCUGUAUACAUCUGUAUGGAGUACAUGGACGGCGGCUCCAUUGAUAAGCUUUAUAAAGAUGGUGUCCCUGAGAAUGUGCUGCGGAAACUCACUUACGCUACAGUUACGGGGCUCAAGACCUUAAAGGACGACCACAAUAUCAUACAUCGAGACGUGAAGCCAACCAAUAUUCUCGUUAACACUCGAGGUGAAAUCAAGCUUUGCGAUUUUGGUGUCUCAGGAAAUCUCGUUGCUAGCAUAGCCAAGACAAACAUUGGAUGCCAAAGUUAUAUGGCGCCCGAAAGAAUUGCCAGUGGUAGUGCCCAGGCUACUAUGGGUGGCUCAGUGCCAGGCACAUAUAGUGUACAGAGUGAUAUUUGGAGUUUGGGGCUGAGUCUCCUAGAAUGCGCGAUGGGAUGUUAUCCAUAUCCACCGGAAACCUACAACAACAUUUUCAGCCAGCUUAGUGCUAUCGUUGAUGGCGAACCUCCGGAUCUACCGGAGAAGGGCUUUUCGGCAGAAGCCCGUGACUUUGUACGAGGUUGCCUAAAUAAGAUUCCAAACCUACGACCUACAUAUGCCAUGCUUCUCCGACAUCCCUGGUUGUCAGAAUUCACUCACCCGGCCACCAUUUCAGAGGAGGACGAAGAGGGGCAACCCCCGGGAACUCCACCUACAAUUAAGGGUGAUAACGAAGUCGCAGAAUGGGUUACGGGUGCUAUCGCCAACCGGAAAGCUCGGAUGGAGUCAGGCGGCAAGGGGCCUGAGUCGGGGAAACCCGCUUUGCAUGCUGCUCCGCUGGAUGUGGUUAUAGCUCCUGCCAAAGAUGCCCUUGCAGCGGAGCCGACCAACUCGAAAGACCUGGAGUCUGGGGACCAGGAGUUGGCAAACACAAUAUCAGGCGUCCAAAAGUUGGCUGUGGAAGGAUAAAUUGACUAUUCCUAGAUCUUACAGAUUUAUUCCCCUUUUCCCCCUUUGUUUCCUUCUUCUCGAUUCACUUUUUCCGGCAUUUCUUUUGCGCGUUUGGGAGCUCGAUUCAACGGAUAACGAACCUUGCAUUUUACCACAGAAGCCCAUAUUAUCUUCCUUUUUCCUUCUUUCUUUUUCCUGUUUUUUUCCCUUUCCGUUUGGGGAAAGCUCAGCAUAUAUCCAUCCCUGGUUUUCUCAUUUUUUACCUUCUAUCCCUCUUCACUUUCUCCUCUUCACGAGUCCAUGUAUGGAAUAUUUUCUUUUAUUUCUUAACUUCUGCUAUAGGGGAUACACGGGGAAGGCGUGCGGGCUCUUUUUCCUUCCCUUUUUAGACUUCUCCCUUUUGUACUUUGAAGUGUUUGGUAUGGAGGGGGGGCGGACGGAGGGUAAGCAUUGAGAAGAGUGAGGAACUCGAGGAGUCAAUGGUGUUGGACGGCGAGAAAUUGGGCGGAACACAAAAAAACGAAAACCACAAUGUAGGAUGAUGUCUUUGUGCGA